CUGCCUCCAAUCAUCUAAACCCGCCCACCCAGUGGCAGGCCGUAGCGUCUGGCUGCUUGUCGCUUCCCAGAGCCGGGAGAGUCCGGGCCCGCACUGGCCGUUACACUGGGAACCCUCAGGCCGGAGAUGCCGGGCCACAGCCGGGGAGGGGAGCGGAGGUGGCUUGUGGCCGUGCUGCUGCUAAUGGCCGGGACGCGGAUCUCUGGGACAGCGGGGAAGGAAUGCGAGAAGCCGUGUGUGAACGGGAUGUGCCAGCCCAGCACCGGGCAGUGUGCGUGUGAUCCUGGCUGGACCGGAGAGCAGUGCCAGCACUGCGGGGGCCGCUUUAUGUUAACUGGCCCGAGUGGGUUUGUUACAGACGGACCAGGAAACUAUAAAUAUAAAACAAAGUGCACGUGGCUUAUCGAAGGGAGCGAGAAUACGGUGCUCCGACUUCGCUUUAACCACUUUGCUACGGAAUGCAGUUGGGACCACCUUUACGUCUAUGAUGGGGAUUCCAUAUACGCGCCUCUUGUGGCGGCUUUCAGCGGCCUGAUUGUUCCAGAGCAGGAAAGCAAUAAUUCAGUCCCAGAAGUUGCCAUCACGUCUGGAUACGCACUGUUGCAUUUUUUCAGUGACGCAGCGUACAAUCUGACUGGAUUCAAUAUCAGCUACAACGUGGAUGCCUGCCCCAAUAAUUGUUCGGGGAGAGGCGACUGCACCCAGAAUCCCGAUGGCAACGUUUACUGUGAUUGUGCCGAGCACUGGAAGGGAGAGGCCUGCGAUAUCCCCUACUGCCUGGAUAACUGCGGAUUCCCCACCCAUGGGAUCUGCGACUUCAACAAUACUAAAAGCUGCAUUUGCAGAGAUGGCUGGCAGGGCCCCAGCUGUGACGUGUCCAUUCCUGCAAAUGAGUCCUUUUGGGUCCGGGAAGAAAACCUGCACCCUAAACUGGCACGAGCGUCGCACAGAGCAGUGGUGGUGGAUGACGUGAUGUGGAUUGUUGGAGGCUACAUGUUCAACCACUCCGACUACCAGAUGGUUAUGGCAUAUGACUUGCCCUCCCAUAAGUGGCUGUCGCUAAACAACUCUGUUAACUCUGUGGUUGUGCGCUACGGACAUUCCCUGGCACCGUACAAGGAUAAACUCUACAUGUACGGAGGGAAAAUAGAUGCCACGGGAAACGUCACAAACCAGCUGUACGUCUUCCAUAUUCACAACCAGUCAUGGGUUCAGAUCCUCCCCAAGGCCAAGGACCAGUAUGCGGUGGUGGGGCAUUCUGCCCACAUUGUCACCUUGAAGGAUGGCAGCGUGGUGAUGCUUGUCUUCUUUGGCCACUGCCCUCUGUACGGGUAUAUCAGCAGUAUCCAGCAGUACUCUCUAGAUACCAACCUCUGGGAGAUAGUUCAGACGCAUGGGGCACUCGUACAAGGCGGAUAUGGGCACAGCAGUGUGUAUGAUGAAAAGUCCAGAUCCAUAUAUAUACACGGGGGCUACAAGGCUUUCACCGCCAAUAAGUAUCGCUUAGCCGACGAUCUGUACAGAUACUCUGUGGACAACCAGACGUGGAUGAUUCUCAAAGACAGCCAGUCCUUCCGAUAUUUGCACACAGCAGUGAUCAUUAGCGGCACUAUGCUAGUGUUCGGCGGCAACACCCACAAUGACACUUCGAUGAGCCACGGGGCCAAGUGCUUCUCCUCAGAUUUCAUGGCAUACGACUUUGCCUGUGACUACUGGUCGGUGCUUCCUCACCCCAUGUUCCAGUAUGACGUCAGCGUGGAUCGCUUCGGCCAUUCAGCUGUUUUGAGGAACGGCACAAUGUAUGUGUUUGGAGGAUUCAACAGUCUCUUGCUCAGCGAUGUGCUGACGUUCACCCCGAGAAGUUGUGAAACAUACAAAAGUGAAAAUGCCUGCAUGGUGGCCGAACCGGGGAUCCGGUGUGUGUGGAACGCCAGCCUGUUGCUAUGUUCUUCGUGGGAGAACGCCACCCCCGAGCAGGAAGAGUUGAUCUCGUGUCCCAAUAAGACAAUUGCAGACAAUGAAAAGUGUGACCAAUACACAGACUGCUUCAGCUGCACAGUGAAUUCCCACGGCUGCCAGUGGUGUAACGAUCACUGCAUCUCCCUCAACAGCAACUGUACCGUACUUCAGGGUGCUAUAUCUGUGUAUGAACAGUGUCCCAAAAACAACCCAGGAUUUUACUGUAACAAGAAGACCAGCUGCAAGAGUUGUGCAAUGGAUCAGAACUGCCAGUGGGAGCCGAAGAACCAGGAGUGUAUUGGCCUGCCAGAAAACAUCUGCGGGGCAAAUUGGCAUUUGGUUGGAAGCUCCUGCUUUCGGAUCACCAGCGCCAAGGAUAACUACGAUAACGCCAAGCUGGCCUGCCGCAACCAGAAUGCCUACCUGGCCUCUCUCACCAGCCAGAAAGAAGUGGAAUUUGUUAUAAAGCACUUGCAGAGGUUGCAGCCGAAGACAGACCUUACCCCCUGGGUUGGACUCCGGAAGAUCAAUGUAUCGUACUGGUGCUGGGAAGACAUGUCUCCCUUUAGCAACACCACCCUACAGUGGCAGCAGGGAGAGCCAAGUGAUGCAGGCUUCUGCGGGUACCUUGCUGAGCCUUCUGUCGGGGGCCUGAAAGCAGCGACUUGUAUCCAUCAAAUCAACGGCAGUGUCUGUGAAAGGCCAGCCAAUUACAGCGCUAAGCAAUGCCGAACCCCUUGCGCAUCGCGGGGCAGCUGUGGGGAGUGUACCAGCGGCAGCUCAGAAUGCAUGUGGUGCAGUAAUAUGAAGCAAUGUGUGGACUCCAAUGCUUACGUGGCUUCCUUCCCAUUUGGGCAGUGUAUGGAGUGGUACACAAUGAGCACCUGUCCACCGGAGAACUGCUCAGGGUAUCGCACCUGUGCUCAGUGCUUGGAGCACCCUGGGUGUGGCUGGUGUACGGACCCAAGUAACACGGGCAAGGGCCAGUGCAUGGAGGGAUCACAUAGGGGCCCCAUGAAGAUGCCCAACAGCUCACAUGUUACUAACACAACGCCGGUCCUGAAUGUCAGCAUGUGCCCAGCUGAGAACCAUUAUAAUUGGUCUUUCAUCAUGUGUCCAGCAUGCCAGUGUAACGGGCACAGUAAAUGUGUCAAUGAAAGUAUCUGUGAGAAAUGCGAGAAUCUAACCACAGGCAAAAACUGUGAAUCCUGCAUAUCUGGCUUUUAUGGGGAUCCCACUAACGGAGGAUCCUGUCAGCCCUGCAAGUGUAACGGGCAUGCGUCAAUGUGCAACACCAACACGGGCAAGUGUUUCUGUACCACCAAAGGAGUUAAAGGGGAGGAGUGUCAGCUAUGUGAAGUGGAAAAUCGAUAUCAAGGCAACCCCCUUAAGGGAACGUGUUACUAUUCUUUGCUGAUAGAUUACCAGUUUACCUUCAGCCUGUCCCAAGAAGAUGAUCGUUACUACACCGCAAUUAAUUUUGUGGCGACCCCAGAGGAACAAAACAGGGACUUGGACAUGUUCAUCAAUGCGUCCAAAAACUUCAACCUCAAUAUAACGUGGGCGACGAGCUUCACAGCGGGCACCCAGGCAGGAGAAGAGAUCCCUAUUAUCUCCAAGACCAACAUAAAGGAAUACAAGGACAGCUUCUCCAAUGAGAAAUUCGACUUCCACAAUAAUCCCAACAUCACCUUCUUUGUCUAUGUCAGCAACUUCACCUGGCCGAUUAAAAUUCAGAUCGCGUUUUCCCAGCACAGCAACUUUAUGGACUUGGUACAGUUCUUUGUGACAUUUUUCAGCUGUUUCCUCUCUCUGCUCCUCGUGGCUGCCGUUGUCUGGAAAAUUAAGCAGAGCUGUUGGGCUUCAAGAAGAAGAGAGCAACUCAUCCGGGAGAUGCAGCAGAUGGCCAGCCGACCUUUUGCUUCCGUCAACGUUGCCUUGGAAACAGACGAGGAGCCCCCAGAUCUGAUUGGGGGGAGUAUAAAGACCGUUCCCAAACCUAUAGCCCUGGAACCCUGUUGCGGUAACAAAGCAGCCGUUCUGUCAAUAUUUGUACGGCUUCCUCGUGGCUUAGGGGGUAUCCCACCUCCGGGUCAGUCUGGUCUGGCCGUGGCCAGCGCCCUGGUAGACAUCUCCCAACAGAUGCCUUUAGCCUACAAAGAGAAAUCCGGAGCAGCGCGAAACCGGAAGCACCAGCCGCCCGCACAGCCCGGAACCUGCAUUUGACAUUGGGGCGACGAACUCCUCUAGGGAUUUAACUAUUAACGCGUCGGAGCGACCGGAGCGUUUUAUUGCGACGGAAAGACGCUGGCACCGGCAAGCCCCUCCCCCCCAGACGUGCAUGGUUCCCGUCACAUUACGCCAGAAUCCCUUUUACGGACACGUUUUUUGUUUAUUUUUUCCUUCCGUUGAGUCAUUUUUUUUUUCGUUGUUGUUUGAGUUUCACGUACUAUUUCCCUAGGAACAAAAGAAAUCUUAACUUAUUCUCCCCGGAAGUAAAACUGUACAUGCCCAUAGUGUGGUGCUCAGGUUAUUUACGGUUGGAUCAUUUCUUCAGCUGCUUGCGGUUUUUUUGUAUCGACGCAAAACGAGGGCGCCCCAGAGAGACGUCCCCUUUCCGGAUUUGUUUCGAACCCUUACUGUGGACUUUUGUACCGGAACUCGAGAAAGUUCAACGCGGACUCUUUGUAUUUAUGAACUGUGAAGCUUAUACCCGCGGGGUUACCUCCCGGCGCUUACGGACUGGACGCCUGUUUCUCCGCCCCCGCCGGGCACCAAUCAGCAAGGAGUUCUGUUCUUGGCAGUCGAGCUGACUUAGUCGGUAAAUAGGUUGAUUAAAGUGUCCAAUAUGGAAGUGAGAAGAGGAAUUGCGAGCUGGGGAAUAGGACGCACGGCCUUGCUGUGCCCGGGGGGCUCAUUGUACAAGUAUUGCUAUGGUACUGAAAGUGCAUCAAACUCUGACUAUGCUUUCUUACCAUCAAGAGCACAUUGCUAAUUGCAGUAAAUAAAUGUAAAUUAUUUUA
Messenger RNA from Xenopus tropicalis (tropical clawed frog), 4982 nucleotides. It is a transcript of the gene atrn, whose product is annotated as attractin. Lineage: Eukaryota; Metazoa; Chordata; Amphibia; Anura; Pipidae. The record is from RefSeq and is a predicted model, not a curated record. Gene Ontology annotation, molecular function: carbohydrate binding. The transcript has 29 exons. Gene Ontology annotation, cellular component: membrane. Bases 127 to 4185 code for a protein of 1352 amino acids.